This is a messenger RNA of Triticum aestivum (bread wheat), 2456 nucleotides long. Its product is annotated as pentatricopeptide repeat-containing protein At5g15300. Gene Ontology annotation, molecular function: protein binding; RNA binding. Gene Ontology annotation, biological process: RNA modification. The coding region runs from base 182 to 1729 and encodes 515 amino acids. The transcript is spliced from 3 exons. NCBI's taxonomy places the organism in Eukaryota, Viridiplantae, Streptophyta, Magnoliopsida, Poales, Poaceae. The record is from RefSeq and is a predicted model, not a curated record.
AGACAUGACUACAUGAGUGUUCUUUUUUGGGGGAAAAACAACCAGUACAGGGCACUUCACUUGUUAACUCAACUUUGCUACAGAGGGUGGGGGAAUUUCGGCUGUGGUACAGCCACAUUCUUCCACAUGGAGCGAACAGAACAGUUGAACACACCCACGCAGGCUCCCGGCGGACGGACGGAUGACGCGCAGCCAGACGAGGCCCGCCGCGAUGCCACCGACGUCCACCUCGCCGGGGGACCUGGUGGCGCUCUCCGCCCGGUGCUCCACGAAGCGCGACCUCCGCCUCCUCCACGGCGCCCUCCUGCGCCGCCGCCGCCUCCUCCCCGCCGCGGACGCCGUCGCGGCGCUCGCCAAGCUGCUCCGGUUCGCCGCCGUCUCCCCCGCCGGCGACCUCCGCCAAGCCGCCGCGAUGCUCUCCACCCACCUCCCCUUCAUCACCUCGGCCUCCACCCACCCCGCCUUCUUCUACAACACCCUCAUGCGCGGCCUCGCCGCCUCCGCCUCGCCCGGCGACGCCAUCGGGCUCUUCGCCGCGAUGCGCCGCACGGGCGCCGCGCCCGACGCCUUCACCUUCACCUUCCUCCUCAAGUCCUGCUCCCGCUGCCCCUCGGGCCGGCGGUUGCCUUCCGACCUCCAUGCCCAGGCGAUCAGGCACGGCUGCCUCGGCGAGCUAGGCGCGCACGCGCACGUGCACAAUGCGCUGCUUCACGCCUACGCGUGCCGGGCGUCCGUCGACGACGCGUGCAGGGUGUUUGAAGAAAUUCCGGCUCGGGACGUGAUCUCCUUCUCAGGGCUACUCACCGCGCAUCUCAAAGCCAGUGAUUUGGACGCCGCCCGCCUUGUGUUCGACCAGAUGCCUCACCAGGAUGUCGUUUCUUGGACUGCGAUGAUUUCAGCAUAUGCCAAGGCUUGCCGGCCGCAGGAGGCCUUGGCAUUGUUUGAUGCCAUGCCGAUGCAGCCAGACGAGGUGACCAUGGUGAGUAUUGUGUCCGCGUGCACCACACUAGGGGAUCUUGCAACCGGGGAGCGUGUGCGGAGGCACAUUGAUUCCCUUGGUUUUGGAUGGAUGGUGCCACUUCGCAAUGCACUUAUGGACAUGUACGCAAAGUGCGGGUGCCUCCCUGAAACACGAGCUUUGUUUGACAGGAUGAUGGUGAGGAGCUUGGCAUCUUGGAACACGCUGAUCUCGGCAUAUGCAUUACAUGGCGAUCUGGACAACACGAUUGCUGUGUUCCAUCAGAUGCUGGCAGAAGGGAACACUGUGAGGCCGGACGGUGUGACGCUUCUCGCGGUGCUUAUGGCGUACGGAUACAAAGGCCGUGUUGAGGAGGGGCGAGCCAUGUUCAAUGCGAUGCAACGAGGCGACUAUGGCAAAGUGGAACUCACAGUCGAGCACUAUGGGUGUGUGGUGGACAUGCUUGGUCGGGCAGGGAAACUCGAGGAGGCAUACCAAAUGAUUAAGCGAAUGCCAAUUCCGAGCAAUGCUGUGAUCUGGGGCGCACUACUUGGUGCUUGUCGGACUCAUGGGGAUAUUGACAUGGCAGAGAGGGCUGUGCAGGAGUUAAGGAACCUAAACCCAGAUGAGGGUGGUUACUACAUUUUGCUCAGCGAUAUGUACACAUCUGCUGGACGGAUAGCUGAGGCCACAGAGAUCAGACGUGCCAUGAAUGAGAAGGGGGUCCAGAAGACUACAGGCCGGAGCACUGCCUUUCUGCCUCAGCUGUAGUUUACCAUUAUCUGGCUAUCCUUAAGAUCACAAUUCACAAGCAUGUCAUGCUAGCCAGAUUCUCUUCACACCAGACAAGCCUAUGGAUUGGUCACAUUUGUCUCGGUCUUCUUGCCAAGGUGUGAUGAUUGAUAUCCAUGGUGUAAGGCUGCUGGCAACUAAGGCUCAGAAAAUUAACGGUGGUUAGCUACCUUGUGGAGGGUUGUUUUUGGAGGAAGAGAGGAGAAAGAUGGACUGAUCACCGCAUACAGCCUGCUAGGUGGCACAACUGGGAGUCUGGGACAAACCUGACGAUGAACAUCACUAUUUUUCUGAGUUGCGAGAGCCUUGACUGAUCCAGCAUGCUGAAUCGAAUGAAUUGGUGCAAAGAAUUGGCCAGUGACUAAGUUGCACUAUUCCUUGAACAAACUUCUAUUGGCUCGUGCAUCAGGAUUCAGGAGUCUAUGGCUCAUGUACAAGAUGGGAACAAAAGGAACAGCUUCAGCAUAGUAUGCUAUCUUAACUGCUAUCUGCUCCACCAGAUGAACUAUUCUGAAGAAUGUAGGCCACUGAAAAAUUGAGCCUCUGUAACAUAAGGAGUCUUGAUGGAAUGUAGAAUUUGUUGUUUUCCCUCUUGUAAUAGAAUUGGUAUGUCAAUAUAGCUUGCAAAACCUUUGUGUGUUCUUGAUUUUUUGUUUUAGAGUUAUUUGUUUGAAAUGACAAUGGAGAAACAUUUUAUGGCUGUCAA